UCAUUCACUUUCGGCAACUAACAUUUUCACUUCUCCACUUCCUCAACUACUGUACAAUUUCCCCUGCCUUCCUUUUCUCAUUUAUUUUCCCUCACAUAUUUGAUAUUUCAUUGGACAACAGAAAUGGGUAUAUCCCAGUUUUGAUCAUUCUCUCUCUAUAGGACCAACCGAUACAAUUUGGACUGUAACGUUGAUCAUUACAGAGGAUAUAGAUCUGAAUUGCAAGUUUCCACUUUCUGUGGUCGUGUGUGGAGUGCUAAGGCCAUGAGAGACAAUGUCUCUCCACAGGAAAGAUACAGAUUCAGCAUUUGAGGGAGCAGGAUCAAAGGCUGGUUUAGAAAUCUGGUGCAUUGAGAACCUUCGAUUGGUUCCUGUCCCAAAAUCUUCGCAUGGAAAAUUCUAUACUGGAAAUGCAUAUAUAGUUUUGAAAACAGUUCUCCCCAAAACUGGCCCUGCGCAGCAUGACAUCCAUUACUGGCUGGGAAAUGAUACAAACAAGGUGGACUCGGCCUUCGCAUCAGACAAGGCACUUGAACUAGAUGCUGCUCUAGGGUCCUGCACUGUCCAAUAUAGGGAGCUUCAAGGCCUAGAAACUGGAAAGUUUUUGUCAUACUUCAAACCUUGUAUUAUACCUGUUGAAGGAUUAUAUUCUUCACAUCAAGGGCACUUAAAUGGUGAAACAUACAAAUUUAGCUUGUUAACAUGCAAGGGAGACCAUGUUGUUCAUAUUAAAGAAGUACCAUUCUCUCGGUCAUCAUUGAACCACAAUGAUGUAUUCAUACUUGACACUGCAUCAAAAAUUUUCCUCUUCAGUGGGUGCAACUCUAGCAUACAAGAAAGAGCCAAAGCUUUGGAGGUUGUCCAGUAUAUUAAAGAGAAUAAUCAUGGUGGAAAGUGUGAGGUGGCAACUAUAGAGGAUGGAAAGUUUGUUGGUGAUUCUGAUGUGGGUGAAUUCUGGAGUUUAUUUGGUGGUUUUGCUCCCAUUCCUCGGGACUCACCUUCUUCUGUUCAGAAACAAUCUGACACUCCAUCUGUGAAACUAUUCUGGAUAACUACACAGGGCAAGCUAUGUCAAACUGGAACUGAUUCAUUGAAUAAGAAAAUCCUUGAGACAGACAAGUGCUAUAUGUUGGAUUGUGGUACUGAGAUUUUUGUUUGGAUGGGAAGACAAACAUUGAUUUCAGAGCGGCAGACAUCAAUCUCAGCAACAGAAGAUUUCCUCAGAACUCAGGGCAGGUCAACUGGGACCCAUUUAACCUUUUUAACUGAAGGAUUAGAAAGUAACAUAUUUAGGUCAUACUUUGAUAAUUGGCCUCAAAAGGUGGAGCCCAAGCUAUAUGAAGAAGGUCGAGAGAAAGUAGCAGCAAUAUUCAAGCAACAGGGUUAUGAAGUGAAAGAGCUUCCUGAAGAGGACUGCGAGCCUUUUAUUAAUUGCAGAGGCACAUUAAAAGUUUGGCGGGUGAAUGCUGAUGAGCUAUCCCUUCUUCCAGUUCCAGAGCAGACAAAAUUUUACAGUGGGGAUUGCUAUGUAGUGCAGUUUACAUAUCCUGGAAAUGAAAGAGAUGAGAAUCUAUUUUAUGCCUGGAUUGGUCGCAGGAGUGUAAUGGAAGAUAGAAGGGAUGCCAUAUCCCAUAUGACUGCAAUUGUUGAUUCAACCAAAGGGGAUCCAGUUUUGGCUCAAGCUGUAGAGGACAAGGAGCCAGUCCAAUUUUUCUUGAUUUUCCAGACAUUGAUCAUUUUCAAGGGGGGUAUGAGUAAAAGAUACAAGAAAUUUAUAGCAGAAAAAGGUAUCACUGAUGAAACUUAUGAUGGAAUCAAGACAGCUCUUUUUCGAGUUCAAGGAACAAGUCCACAAAACAUGCAAGCUAUCGAAGUUGAUCUAGUUUCAAGCUCUCUGAACUCAUCCUAUUGUUACAUUCUGCAAACUGAAACAUUUAUCUUCACUUGGAUUGGGAGUCUCUCUUCGACCAGAGACCAUGAUCUUCUUGACAGAAUGCUGGAACUGAUAAAUCCAACAUUGCAACCCAUAUCAGUGAGGGAAGGAAGCGAACCUGAUAUUUUCUGGAAUGCACUUGGUGGGAAAGCAGAGUAUCCAAAGGCAAAAGAGAUGAAGCAAUGCGUAGAAGAUCCACAUUUGUUUACAUUGAACACCACUGAAGGUGAUUUCAAGGUGAAAGAGAUAUACAAUUUUUCACAGGAUGAUUUAACUACUGAAGACGUGCUUGUACUGGACUGCCAUAGAGAGAUAUAUGUUUGGAUUGGAUGCCACUCAAAUGUUGGAUCAAAGCAACAAGCUCUUACUCUAGGCCUGAAAUUUCUUGAGAUGGAUGUUCUCGUUGAAGGCCUAUCUUUGGAGACUCCUAUCUACAUUGUUACAGAAGGGCAUGAGCCACCAUUUUUCACUCGUUUCUUUGAAUGGGACCCCUCAAAGGCAAAUAUGCAUGGAAACUCAUUUGAGCGAAAGCUUGCUAUUCUGAAGGGAAAACCACAUAAUUUAGAAGUACCUACUAGAAACUCAUGGAAGGCAUACUCCAGGGAUACUACACCAGAUGGUUUGAGGAGCAAGUCUGUCAUUUCCAAUGGUCUGGGAAGAAGUGGAUCUCCUGCAUCAAGUGUUUCAGGCUCAAAUUCGAAGUCUUCUACCAAUCAGCUGUUUUCUAGCCCAACUCCAAUUGUCAGAAAGCUCUUUUCAGGAUCUCCUCAUGGUAGUGCAGAUGAAUCGUCGGUAUCUGCAGGUUCUCCAGCAGCAGAACCAAGGUCAUUUUCUCAGAGUGCAGGUUUUAUUCAGGCUGAUGGAAGCGGGGAUUGUGUAAACUUGUUAAUAUACCCUUAUGAACGAUUGAGUGUGAUUUCUAGUGACCCUGUAGCAGGCAUAGAUGUAACCAAAAGAGAGGCAUAUUUAUCUGAUGAAGAUUUUCAAGACAAAUUUGGAAUGACAAAAAGAGCUUUCUACGAGCUUCCUAAAUGGAGACAAAACAAGCUUAAGACGUCUCUUCAUCUAUUUUGAGGCAUACUUGCUGGAGAUUAGAUCUAGAUGCUGAUCUUGGCUAAUGAUACUUAUUUGUUGUCAAAUAUUGACAGAUAUUUCUUCUUAGAUAGGCCCAUGGGGCAUUUUACUACUCAAAUGUGGUCUACUGAAUGUCUUAGUCUACGACUAAGUUCAUGUUGUAAUCUUGAGUUGCGGUUCUGUAAACAAAUCCUUGAUUAAAGUCUUUAAAGCCAAGAUCCUUGACCUGGCUUUUAAUCAUAUUUGAAUCAGAUCAGAUGCUUGCUAAUAGU
This is a messenger RNA of Quercus robur (English oak), 3279 nucleotides long. RefSeq names its product villin-1. The coding region runs from base 275 to 3007 and encodes 910 amino acids. The record is from RefSeq and is a predicted model, not a curated record. NCBI's taxonomy places the organism in Eukaryota, Viridiplantae, Streptophyta, Magnoliopsida, Fagales, Fagaceae. The transcript has 23 exons. Gene Ontology annotation, molecular function: actin filament binding. Gene Ontology annotation, biological process: cytoskeleton organization.